CAAUUUUGGGCUAAGGGCUGCCGCGGGUUGCCCUCCUGGGCCCGUCGCCUGUGGCCUUCCAUGGCGCCGCCCUCGGCGAUAGGGACGCCAUCCAGAGGCGUGGCGGCCUCGCUGGGCUCCCGCUCCGCGUCAUGCGAGCGCUGGCGGUCGGCCGUGGCGAGGGCGCAGGCGGCGGCCAACCUCGACAUGGGCUCGAUUGAGCGCGCCCAACAGCGCGAGCUGUGCUUCCGGAAAUGCAAGGCGGCGAAGGGUCUGGCGUUACGCACCCGCGCCUUGGUGGCGGAGACCCUGAGCCAGAUGUCUCAGGCCACAGCGGGCAUGGACUUCCAGACCGCGCGCGAGCGGUGCGCGACGGCGACGGCGGCCUCCAGGGAGCGGCACGACCGCCGCCACGAGCUGCUGGAGAAGGUGCAGCAGGGCGCCAGGCGCAUCCUGAGCGCGGGCCACUCCAUGGAGAGGAGCCGCAGCCCCAGCCCGUGCUCCGUGCAGUCGGAGGCCCUCAUGCGGGGGGCCACGAGCUCCGACGAGAGCGCCUUCCAAGAGGCCGGGGUCCUGGUCGGCGCCGGCAGCGCGGGCCUGAUGUCGAGCCGCGCGGCCCUGCAGAGCGAGAGCGACAGCGAGGGCGGCUGCUGCCCCCCGGCCGGCCCCGGCGGCCGCGGGGCGGGCACCAGCGGGCCCACCAAGGUGGACAGUCUGCUGCAGGCGCUGCGGGUCGAGCCCGCGGACGACCUGGAGCGCGCCGCGAAGUUCGGCCUCUACGAGGCGUACUUCGCAGAGGUCGAGAGCAUGCGGGGGAUCCUGAUCAAGUUCCACGGGGAGAGCCGCCCGCUCCUGGACCAGCAGAUGGCCGCCUGGAUGGACAAGCAGCUGCAGGACAUCGACAGCAAGGAGAACAUGGGCAUCUCCGAGACGCGCGACUGGUUCGUGUACCACAUGAUGUGGCAGGCCCACGGCAACAACCGCAAGAUGACGUCCAAGCUGGACCUCUGGGAGGAGAAGAUCAGCAGCCUCUGCGCGGUGGACCAGCAGCCCUGCCCCAUCUGCCUCCAGGGCUACACCUGCGACAGGCCCCCGCAGACGCUCGGCUGCUGCCAUAAGUCCUGCACGCGGUGCUGGGGUCACUGGACCACCUUCAUGCACGGGAUGGGCAAGCCGGCGUUUUGCCCGAGCUGCCACCGCCAGGAGUUCUUGGGCUCCGUGAGCAGCCCUGCGGAGGUGGCGGGGGUCCGGGCGAUCUCGCCACAGUCCAGGGGGCGGUCUCCGCCGCCGCCCUUCGGCCAGUACACGGAGUCGGCUGCGCCUGCCGACGACGUCACGGCCCAUGGCCGUGCGCCGCUCGCGCCCGGGUCCCUCACGAAGAUCAGCCUCUGAUGUGCGAGCGCUUGCGCUGCGGCAGGGCCGGACGCUGGCUCGGAGAGCCUCUGCGUUGCGAGCCUCGGCUGCAGCGGGGACGGGCGCUGGCUCGGGGGGGGUGUG
This is a messenger RNA of Prorocentrum cordatum, 1476 nucleotides long. The record is from the annotation of a GenBank genome assembly. NCBI's taxonomy places the organism in Eukaryota, Dinophyceae, Prorocentrales, Prorocentraceae.